UCAGAUUUGUAGCAAUGUGGAAGAAGGUCAUAGCAAAAUAAGAAUUUGAUUGUACAGAGUAACCUGUUGAACUGCAUAAAUAAAUAUAAUGAAUCUUGCAUUAUUUUGCACUGGUUGUGUGUACUUAUCAAACAGCCUCCCCAUGUGGACUGGCUUACUUAACCUAAGUCACCACAUCCAGAUUCUGCUCUCCCCAUCUCCAAACGGCUGGUUCUUUACAGAGCAGAUCACACAUUUCAGUAACUAAUCGCACUGGAUGGGUUAUGUGUCAGUGCCUUGAGUAAGAAGUAGGCACUAUUUUUAGAAGUAAAAACACAUCUACUGGUGCAUACAGAAAUAUUCAUGUCUUCCUGCUUUUUUCAUCUAUUAUUGGGAGCGUUUUUGUCGCACCAGAAUGUCAGAAGGGGACAGUGUUGGGGAGUCAAUCCAUGGGAAACCAUCUGUAGUUGGUGCCUUUUUCACACGGAUUGGACAGGUCUAUCAGUCAUGGCUAGACAAGUCAACGCCAUUCUAUGCAGCGCGAUGGGCAGCUACUCUCCUACUUACUGCUAUCUACAUGAUCAGAGUGUACAUACUACAGGGUUGGUAUAUAGUAACAUAUGCACUGGGAAUCUACCAUCUCAACCUGUUCAUCGCUUUUCUAUCGCCAAAAGUGGAUCCCUCAAUGCUUGACGAAGAUGACGGCCCAUCCCUUCCUACCAAGCAAAACGAGGAGUUCCGCCCUUUCAUCAGAAGGUUGCCUGAAUUCAAAUUCUGGCAUUCAGCAACAAAAGGCAUCGUCAUCGCCAUGAUUUGCACAUUUUUUGAAGCCUUCAAUGUGCCAGUGUUCUGGCCCAUACUUGUAAUGUACUUCAUCAUGCUCUUCUGCAUCACCAUGAAGAGACAGAUCAAGCAUAUGGUCAAGUACAGAUACCUGCCCUUCACACAUGGGAAGAGGACAUACAAAGGCAAGGACGAAACAGGGAAAACUUUUGCUAGUUAGAAUCUCCCCCUUUGCCCUCCUCAUUUUAAUUUUAUUGGUCACAGUUAAUGGGGAGAGACGAGGUUUAGAGGUUGAUUUACCUUUUUCUAAGUGGGACAUUAACAUGAAUUUAUGACAUGGAAAAUAAAAAUGUUGAUCCAGAUGAGGAUAUGACCAGCAUGGAUCAGAUUAGUCUGGGAAAAUUGCCUUUGUCUAUUUAGUUUUUUUUUUUUUCUUCUUGAGGAUCGAUCCUCAUUUUAGGAUUGGUCUGCUAUUGUUCAGUAGUAGGUGAUACUCAGUGCUGCCUUUUUGCCUCUUUAACCCAAUGGGGUAAGUAUAAAGUCACCAAGGGAAAAACUACACUGAAAAAAAAGUUGCCGUGAAAUUUGGGAUUUUUCAGUUUUUUUUUUUUU
This is a messenger RNA of Pungitius pungitius (ninespine stickleback), 1374 nucleotides long. It is a transcript of the gene rer1, whose product is annotated as retention in endoplasmic reticulum sorting receptor 1. Gene Ontology annotation, biological process: protein retention in ER lumen; retrograde vesicle-mediated transport, Golgi to endoplasmic reticulum. Lineage: Eukaryota; Metazoa; Chordata; Actinopteri; Perciformes; Gasterosteidae. The transcript is spliced from 7 exons. The coding region runs from base 395 to 982 and encodes 195 amino acids. The record is from RefSeq and is a predicted model, not a curated record. Gene Ontology annotation, cellular component: Golgi membrane.